ACCUACGUCAUGUUUGUGCGACAACAGCCGUCAGGGCAUGACUUUUCCCGUCAAGUUCUUAGGCACUCUGUGAAGAAUUGUUUGUUCUGUUUUGUUUUGUUUAUUUAUAUCAGUCCGUGUAGCGGUCAGGUUCGGGAUGUCUUUUCACAGAUUACUAAAAUGCAAAACUCUUCAGGCGUUAUCAUGUAGACAGACACAGAGGUCUUUUUCGACCAACACUGCAGGAGAGAUCCGCAUUACUAAAAUACUGAAAGAGAAGUUUCCCCAAGCUUUGUCUCUCAAAGUUGUGGAUAUAUCCGGCGGCUGCGGAGCGAUGUAUGAAAUCCACAUCGAGUCAGAUGAAUUCAGAGGGAAGAGAACAGUGAAGCAGCACCAGUUAGUGAAUGAGGCGCUCAAAGAAGAGAUUAAAGAGAUGCAUGGACUGCGGAUCUUCACAGAAGUUCCAAAAAAGUAGAAUCUGCACUAGAGUUCUUCACUCCACCAAGCCCAGACUUAUGCUGGAAACUGGUGUCAUGGGUUGGACCUGAUUAUCACUAAUGAAUAUAUAUUUUAAGUAUCUCAGAUAAACUAUUACAUGACAUUAAAAAAAAAAAUCUAGAAAACCUUUGAAAGACAAGCUUUAACGGGUCUCAUUUAUCGAUCGUUUAGUACAGCCGUGUGUAAAAGUUUUUGUAGGCCAGACCAAACGAAAAAUCUGUGCCAGAUUUAUAAAAGAUUCGAUUUUCUUCCUACUCACAUAUGUCGGUAAUGCAAAUCAGUCGUAAAUGACCAAGUGUGAUCACGACAAAGCUGAUUUACAUUGAGUGAUGCCCACAAAACUCCAUAAAAGGCAAAGCUCACAGAGUUAAAAAAAAAAAAAAAAAAAGACCAAAAAUGAUGACUAAACGCUGAAGGAACACCUCGUUAGUGUGGCUUGCUCUAAAUCUUCCAGAAUUUCAGUUUUGCCACUGCAGUGCAUCAACCACUAUAGACACACACUAACACCUCCCCUUUAUAUAGGGUGUCAUUACUUUUGUCCUAAUUGAAUGGCUAGUCUUAUUCGUCUUCAUUUAUGGAUUUGUCAUGGACUGUUUUCUUUCAAAUCAUUAAUCUGAAAUGACUAAAUUUCACGCUGAAGUAAGUGAUUUAAACUUCACGGUUGAUUUGCAGUAUUGUCGAUUUAAUAUGGUUUGAAGCCCAUCGUUAUACGUGUACACAAAGUCAGGAGUUCUCAUAGGAUAUGAAAGUUUUUUGUUUUUUUUGAAUGAAGUGGAUUUUCAUGAACUACAUUUGUUGUGUAAAUGCUCCUGUGAAUGAUUUACGAAUACAUUCUUUGAACGCAGCUUGGUAAAUGAGGCCCGUUAUUGUUGGUAUUAUUGUUCUACCGUACGCACAAAACGUGACUUGAAUGCUGCAAUGCGCACAGAAAUAACACAAUAUCACAAAGCCACUGUUGUAUCUUGAGAAAACCACAUGGAAAGCAACUCAGAAAAGCUAUUACUGUUGGUGUUAUUCACAACACUGAUGAUACUUGACUAAUCAUAAAUAAUUGCUUUCAAACACUUCUGCAUUUGUUGUUAUUUAUGACACUUCUAUGUUUUUCUCCGUGUUCUGAUUAUGAUGAUUAGGAAUUGAAAGCCAUUAAAUCUCAUUCCUUUUCUGUUGUCAUUUUCUUAUAUAUGAUCAAAUAGUACAGAUCUUGGAAAAAUAUCAUGUGUGCACGGAUAAAACAGAUUAUGUUAUCAGGCACAAACAUCAUCUUAAGUGUAUUUAGCAUGAAUUUCCUUAAAAAUGAUGUGAAUGACAUGUUGAUCCACAAGAUGUCAGGUUUUCCUUGAAGUCCAUAAACGUUAAAUGUUCCUGAACUUUUUAUAAGGAUGAAGCAUUACCGAAUAAAUUUUAUUUGGUACUUACAA
Molecule: messenger RNA, 1895 nt
Organism: Ictalurus punctatus (channel catfish)
Lineage: Eukaryota; Metazoa; Chordata; Actinopteri; Siluriformes; Ictaluridae
Gene: bola3
Product: bolA family member 3
Exons: 4
Coding region: 137-454 (105 amino acids)
Source: RefSeq, a predicted model, not a curated record